AUUUAUUUAUUUUUGUUUGUUUAUUUAAUUUUAAACCAAAGGUAUUAGAGAUAUUUUACCCUUUAAUGAAUGUCAUUUUUGUGACUUUCUCCUUCUAGUACUAUUUUUGAGACAUAAACUUCAAAAGGUGCUAUUAUUGACAAUUGCCCUAAAAUAAUUGAGAGUUGGAAUAUCAAAAUAAUUAAGUGCACAAAAUCUAUAUAUGUAACGUAAUGUAUUUGUGUGCGUGGCGUAUCUAUUGAAAUCUGGACACAAUCUGAUCCAGCGAUGCAUUUUAGUUAUACUAAAUGUCUUUAAAUAAAAACAUAAAAUAAAUAUUAGUUACUAAAGGCUUAUAAAAGGAGAUCACCAAUUCACCAUGAAAGAGAUCUCUCGGAUUCAUUAGCUCAAAGCCAACCAUAACAAGAAAAAUCAAUCUCUCUCUCUAGAGAAGACUUUCUCUCUCCAGUUCUUGAUUUUCCGGUGUAUAUUAAAAAUUAAUUCUGAUCAAAGAGACAUGGGAAGUAGUUUCUUUGGUAAACCAAACAUGAGAGGAUUUUCACCGUCUUCAUCGUCUCCAACAUCGUCUUCUUCAUCCCCGGGGACGAGAAGGGGGAAGAAGAAUGGUUCCGAGAAGCCAAAGCAGCCACAGAGAGGUCUCGGAGUUGCCCAGCUGGAGAAAAUUAGAUUACACGGCGAGAUGAGUUGCAACAGCUUCGACAGUUACAGUUCUUCUUUGUAUCCUCAGGAGAAUGUGAGGAUGCAAGGAGAAUAUUCAUCCAUACCAUCAUCAUCGCCAUCCUUUACAUAUGCAUCAGCAUCACCAUCUUAUGGCCUCUAUCCUAAUAUGAUGAUAGAUGUACAUAGAGAUCAAUACGAGAGAGCAACCAUGAGUUGGAACCCACGCUACGGCAUCUUAGAGAGCCACCAUUAUUUGGAACCAAACACCACCAGACAUAUAUUUAACGAGGAUCCAUGUUUUACAAGGCGAAGUAAAUCGUUGGGAUCAGGAAACCAAAACUCGGGAUCGAAUGACAAUCAAGAGCUAGAUUUGGAGUUGAGAUUGUCACUCUAAUCAUUUGUAAUAGUUUGCUUUUCAUGAAAUUGGAAACAAGUCGCGCAUUGUGAUUAUGCUUUUUAUAUAUUCUAUGUUGUUUUGCUGAAAAUAAAAUCGAAGCAACAACAGCUGAAUAUAUUCGGUUUGGAGGUAUCUAGUUUAUUUUCUUCUUAGGGAUGAUUUGACCGUUCAGUAGAAAAGGGUUUAAAGAAUCGUUUGUAAA
This is a messenger RNA of Brassica rapa (field mustard), 1259 nucleotides long. Its product is annotated as protein SPEAR1. NCBI's taxonomy places the organism in Eukaryota, Viridiplantae, Streptophyta, Magnoliopsida, Brassicales, Brassicaceae. The record is from RefSeq and is a predicted model, not a curated record. Gene Ontology annotation, molecular function: DNA-binding transcription factor activity.